Molecule: messenger RNA, 4026 nt
Organism: Brettanomyces bruxellensis
Lineage: Eukaryota; Fungi; Ascomycota; Pichiomycetes; Pichiales; Pichiaceae
Exons: 2
Coding region: 1-4026 (1341 amino acids)
Cellular component (GO): membrane
Molecular function (GO): ABC-type transporter activity; ATP binding; ATP hydrolysis activity
Source: RefSeq, a predicted model, not a curated record
AUGGGGCCUUAUACCGAAAAUCCCGUAACAUCCGAAGAUUCUUCCGAGGAUACAAACACCUCUCAAGGCGUUCAAUAUUACGAUGCAUGCCAAUCUUACGAGAAAGAUAAAAAGCUUUCUGAAUACGAUUGUGACCCAGAGGAAAAAUCAUUUGGAGAUGAAGAAAUAUUCAAGGACUUGAAUGAUCAAACUGGAAUUUCAUUCACUAAAACCAAAAAAGUGACAAUUCAAGUUCGGGAUCUUUCAAUUGGAUCUCGGAUAACUUCCUCUGGUAAGUUUUCCCCGAAACGGUUGAAUCCCUUCAAAAAGGGGUUCCACAGAAAAGAGCCACCUGCAGACAUUGAAUCCAAUGCUGAUAUUAAAACAAUCCUUCAUCCGAUGUCAUUUGACAUCCCAGCAUGCUCCAUUACAUGUAUUAUUGGGGGUUCGGGCUCUGGGAAAACAACUCUUUUAAAUUGCUUGGCCGACAGAAAAUUCAGCAGAUCAUCACUUUUUGAAACAGGAAAGAUUCAAUACAACAACGAUGAAGAUCUCACACGUAUCAGAAAUGCCUAUGUGAUCCAGCAGGAUAUUUUAAUUCCAACAUUGACCUGCCGAGAAACUUUGAUGUACGCCGCAGAGUUUAAACUACCAAAGUUAACUUCGAAAAAGGAGAGAUGUACACUUGUGCGCGAGCUAAUAUUGGAACUAGGAUUGAAGGAAUGUGCUGACACAAUUGUGGGGGAUAAUCAUCGUAAGGGACUUAGUGGUGGUGAGAAAAGAAGACUUAGUGUUGCCUUGCAACUUGUUUCCAAUCCAGCAGUUCUUUUUCUUGAUGAGCCAACUACAGGGUUGGAUUCGUAUAAUGCAUAUCUUCUUUGUAUCACUUUGAAAAGAGUCGCCAAGAAGUUUAAUAAAACAAUAGUCAUGAGUAUCCACCAACCUCGGGCAGAUAUUUUCAAGCUUUUUGAUAGGAUUUUUAUUCUUUCAAAGGGAAAUUUGUGCUAUGCUGACAGUUACGAGUAUAUUUUUGAGUACUUCUCUGGGAUUGGCUAUCCCAUUCCGGAGCAUAAUGUCAAUCCUGCAGAUUUCCUAAUAGACCUUAUUACAAUUGACACCAGAACUUAUGCUCAUGAACAGGAAUCAAGCAAAAGGAUGAUCCAGGUUUCAAGGUUAUGGAAAGAAAAAAUGGAUACUUUACCCGAAAUUGAAGAGGUUUCUGAGGAAGAAACAAUGAGUGAAGGUGGUCCAGGAUCCGAUGGAGAGGUUUUUGAAUCCCUUGGCCGGGCUCCCUUUAUGCGUGAGCUAGGCAUUCACAUCCGUCGGAACUUGAAGCUUCAAUAUAGAGAUCCUCUUGGAACUGUUUCUGUGAUUUUGGAAGCACUUCUGUUGGGAAUCAUUACCGGUUGGAUUUUCUAUAAACCUGGAACAGAUACCAAGGGUAUUAGAUCGUUAGAAUCAUCCCUUUAUAUGAGUUCUACAUUGAUGUGCUAUCUAUACUUGUUAGUGGAAUGCUAUCGUCUCUGCCAGUUGGAUCUCAAGGUGUUUGAUCGUGAACGUUUAGAAGGCUGUAUUUCCGUUCCGGGAUUUCUAAUUGGACGAAGAAUAUCAAAGCUUAUCACUGAAGAUAUCUUUAUUCCUAUAGUAUAUGCUUAUUUCUGGAAAUACUUUGCGGGAAUUUUUAUAUUCAAUUUGAACACCAUGGCAGUUGGUAUGUUGGCAGCAGCUUUUAGUCGAGAUGUUUCCAUUGCAACUUUAAUAUGCAACCUAAACUUCACCUUCCAGACAAUGACUAAUGGUAUGUUUAUCAAUGCUAAGCAGCUACCUGUUUAUGUUCGAUGGUGUAAAUAUGUUGCGUAUCAAUGGUACUCGUUUGGGUUUUUGAUCAGCAACCAAUUCACCAACUUUAACGGCGACUGUUAUCGAGAAAAUGCAGGCAAUCCCAAAGUUAAUGAUCUAUGUUACACAUCAUCGGGUAGUUACAUUAUUGAGCAGAUGGGCUUCUGGGAGAAUUGGAAUGCCUUGCCCAUAUGUGUUGUUUUGGCAUUCUUCCUGGGUACAUAUCUUUUAGCUGGCAUUGUUUUGCACUUCAAGCCUGUUGACAUAUCAAUGGGAAAGGAAGCUAAAACGAAGUACACAAUCAACAAUAGAAUAAAGCGUGAUAUUUCUACUGAUGAUCCAAAAGAGAUCAGCAAAAAUGACCAGGGAGUCAGCGUUAAAAUUAGAGGAAUAAACCUUACUGUGCGUCGUAAAAUGGGUAAUGUUGAGAAGCAGAUACUUCGGAAUGUGGAGGCAGAUUUUCAGGCUUGUAAAUUGAAUAUCAUUAUGGGACCUUCUGGUUCCGGAAAAACAUCCUUGCUUAACUUGAUAAGUGGACGGUUGUCGUCAAGUUUGGCAAGCUCAUAUAUGAGCGAGGGAAAGAUAUAUUUUAACCAAUAUGAAGUCGAAGACUUUUCAAUAGUCAGACCUUUAUGCUCGUAUGUCACACAAGAAGAUGAUUAUUUGCUAUCUUCUUUAACUGUGAAGGAGACAAUAUCUUACGCCGCAGAGUUGAGAUUAUCACGGGCAAAGUUAUCAAAGGCAGAGAGGAAGAAUAUUGUCGAAAAAGUUAUAUUAGAUAUGGGUCUUCGUGAUUGUGCCAACACAUUAGUGGGAAAUGAUCUAAUCAAGGGUAUUUCUGGAGGUGAAAAAAGACGGUUAUCAAUCGCUAUACAGCUUCUUUCUUCACCAAAAAUCCUUUUCCUAGACGAGCCUACAUCUGGAUUAGAUGCGUUUACCGCUUCUUCCAUUGUAGAAUGCCUUCAAAAAUUGGCUAGAAGUGGAACGACCAUUAUCAUGACCAUUCAUCAGCCAAGGACAUUAGACCAGUUUGGUACCAUUCUUCUUUUGGCAAAGGGUGGAAAAGUUGCAUUUGACGGAAGUCAGGAUCAACUGAUUCAACAUUUCACACAGAUUGGCUAUCCAGUUCCUAGAUUCACAAAUUUGGGCGACUUUGUUAUUGAUUUGAUUUCUUAUAACACCGUAAACGAAGAUGUCGAACUUCGCACCAGGGCGAGGGUGGACAAUAUAUUGGAUCGGUGGAACGAACAAAAUGGCCUCAUCAUAACUAAUCCAAUUGAUACAGUUGUUGUGGAAAGCCAGGACCAGCUAAGAGCCGAAUUCAAAUCUUUUGUGAAAGAGCCGGCUGAAUUUUUGACGGGCUUUCAUGUUCUUUUGAGGCGGCAAUGGGUCGGAUUGAUUCGUGAUACAAACAUCAUAAUUGCCAGAGCUGCACAGGUUUUGGGAAUGGGUAUCAUCCUAACAUUUUUCUUUGCAAGGCUCAAGCACGAUGUACUAAGUGUUCAGAACAGGUUUGGUGUCAUCCAACAGAUGGUGUCAUUGUACUUCAGUGGUAUGCUUAACAACAUGACUGGAUAUCCUAAGGAGAGGGAUUAUUUUUAUAACGAAUACAGUGACGAUGUUAUCAGUAUAUCGUCAUUCUUUUUCAGUUAUCUAAUAAUCGAGCUACCAUUCGAGAUUUUCCCUUGCCUUAUUUUUGCCGUGCUAAUGGUCUUUGCUAUAGGCUUUCAGUACAAUGCUGCUCUUUUCUUUGGAAUAUUCUACACAACUACAAUUGUCGUCAAUGCCGGUGAAUCACUUGGUAUCUCUUUCAAUACUGCCUUGAGUCACCCCGGAUUUUCGCUUACAGUUAUCUCAGUUUUCUGUUCCAUUGCUGUGUGUAUGUCUGGUUUAAUGUCUAUGACGUUGAACUCAUUCUUGAAAGCCAUGAACUAUCUUUCCCCUCCACAUUACUGUGUGUUGAUUAUAACAAAUUUGGUCUUUACUAAAUCCUUGAAAAUUGACUGCCUUCCUGAUCAGAAGUCUGCAGACGGAAGUUGUCAGUUUUCAAACGGUUUGGAUGUGUUGAGUCAAUAUGGACUCAAGGUUAAUAUGACAUUAUACUGGAUCAUGAUAUCGGUUAUGGCCGUCCUUCAUAGAGGAGGUUCUUUUCUAUUUCUAAAGAUGAAGCUUACAAAGCUUGCGCUAAAGAGAAAAUCACCUCAGUGA